CGCAUAAAGCCGACUAUCUCCCCCAGAGAAGACCUUGAUAUUAUCCGAGAAAGAUUUUUUUUUGCUCUUUAGUUCGGCGACAAAGUGGAGAUGAACCAGUUGGGCGGAUUCUGCACGAGGUAAAAGUUGUGGAUGGUUACUUUUUACGCAUACACAUUUAAAGGACUGUCUCCUCCCCACAGGUUGCAGUGCAACAAAGAAAGUGCAUUUUUUUUUUCUCUUUUGCAAAAAUCCCCACACCCACAAGCAGGCUGGAAGCCCAUCCACUCGCCACUAGAACACCGCGAAGCCGCAGAGCGCAGAUGAUCGCAACUGGUGUCUGUGGCGUCACGCUGGUGCUGGUGCUGGUGGUUCUGAUUCCGGUCAUGGUGAACUCCGCCGGAACUCCUGCCCGCUACGAGAUGCUCGGAUCUUGUCAGAUGGUGUGCGACUCCCACGGCACCGCGGCCACGGCCACGGCCAAAGCGACCAACCCGAUCAAGGACAGCAACAACCGGCUGGCGCAGUCGCUCCCGACUUUCAUCCAAGGUCCCCAGGGAGAGCCGGGGCGCGUCGGGAGGAUGGGCCCCCGGGGUCCGGUGGGCGAGGCGGGGCCCCCCGGUCCCGCCGGCCCCACCGGGGAGAGGGGCCCCCCCGGGCCCCCGGGGCCACCCGGGCUACCGGGGGCCAACGGUCCCAACGGUGCCAUCAGCGCGGCCACGUACAACACCAUCCCCAAGAUCGCCUUUUACGCGGGGCUGAAAAAGCAGCACGAGGGCUACGAAGUGCUCAAAUUUGACGACGUUGUCACAAAUCUCGGCAACCACUACGACCCCUCAAGUGGAAAAUUCACCUGUUCGAUACCAGGGAUUUACUUCUUUGUUUACCACGUGCUGAUGCGGGGAGGGGACGGAACGAGCAUGUGGGCCGACCUCUGCAAAAACAACCAGGUGAGAGCCAGCGCCAUCGCGCAGGACGCCGACCAGAACUACGACUACGCCAGCAACAGCGUGGUCCUGCACCUGGAGCCCGGGGACGAGAUCUACAUCAAGCUGGACGGGGGGAAGGCGCACGGGGGCAACAACAACAAGUACAGCACUUUCUCCGGGUUCAUGCUGUAUGCUGACUGAACCAUGGAGGAGGACAUGUGAUCAGGAGGAGAGAAGACGGGGGAAAAAAUAAAUCAUACGAACACGCUCUGCAUAUAGCUUGCUUCACUGCUCCAGCUCAGCUCAGUGUCAGCUGGAUUAUUAGAGACAGAGUCCACUGUUUCUGUUUAAAAGAAUCAAGAGAGAUGGAGGACGCCACGCAAAAAACUGGACUUUGCAGCAAAGAAGAGCUGACAGUGUAGUUAAAGAAUGAUUAUAAUUUGAACAGCAGAGGUGUACCAGGUUGAUUAGUGUGGCUGGAGCAUCCUAAAUGAACUGUUAGGCUUUUAAAUUAAGUUUGCUGCUCUCAAACCAACUGUAGCUGCUGUAGGAACUGUGUUUGACAUUUAGCCCUCAAAUAUACAUAUAUAGAUGCUUAUAUUAUACCGAUAUAAUCGCUACUCAGAUCAAAGUGUUGUUAGUCCAAUUGUGAGCUUGAUUUUUUUUUCAAAUGAAGUGUCAUAACUGUUGGAUUCUGAGUGAAAAUGCAUGUUUAUUAAAAAAAACAAAACAUUUCAACACCACAGCAUGUAAUGUAAAGGGCCAUCCUGAUGUUCAAGUUGAAGCACCAUCACAGAAUUAACUUUGAAAGGCAUUUUUCUUGUGCGUGUUUACAUGACAUCUGGUUUGGGCAACAGAGUAGCCUGGCUCUUAGUCACUAUCACCAAUCUGGAUAGUCGGUGACAUCGUUCUGGCAUAUCUUUCCUCAAGAUUGGCAGCGUUCACCCAUCAGCCUGCUGAUUUUCAAGUUUUUCUCCAAAUAAGGACCUCCGUUAAAAAAUGUGAAAUGUUCUAGGAAACGUCUAGGAAGAUGAAUCAAAGUUACACAGUCAGGUGUGGCGAUCACGCCAUUGAUCACGUGAAGUCACCCUGUGAAGCCACCUGUUCCCAGAUGAGAGGAGGACGCGUCCUUCAUCUGGGCCAGCCGGCCUCCCGCAGACGCGCGCAGACGCCCGGUGAGGGGCAACGGGACGGCUCGUCCAACAGAGCCUCAAUGUGUCAAGAGCCGAGCAGCAUACUGAUUACUAACGGGCUCAUUAUUUCCCCGCCAGAAAACGUGUUUACAGAGAUGUCACUAGCAGAAAGAAAGCGGCGAUGAUGUUUAAAUUAAAAAAAGUUAAUUACGGAAGCACCAUAUGUGUGAGCACCACUGGAGAGGAUACCUUCAGAGGGCGGGGAUAUUUAGCUACACUGAAUUCACCCCUGUCAAAAAGGGAUUUUUUAAUUUUUUUUUUCUUUUAUAACAGGAGGCACAGAGAUUCUGCAAAGCCCCUUUAAAUAAUCUGCUAAAAAAGAGAAUAACACAUUAUUAAAAUGCUCUCAGCUGGGUAAAACAGCUGCCUGCAGGUUUGUUAUUGUUAUAGACUGCAAGAUCACAAAACAUGUUGGUUUGUAAAAAAAA
Cololabis saira (Pacific saury) is the source of this 2529-nucleotide messenger RNA. It is a transcript of the gene c1ql3b, whose product is annotated as complement component 1, q subcomponent-like 3b. Gene Ontology annotation, molecular function: protein binding. Lineage: Eukaryota; Metazoa; Chordata; Actinopteri; Beloniformes; Belonidae. Bases 303 to 1109 code for a protein of 268 amino acids. The transcript is spliced from 2 exons. The record is from RefSeq and is a predicted model, not a curated record.